Puccinia graminis f. sp. tritici CRL 75-36-700-3 is the source of this 255-nucleotide messenger RNA. RefSeq lists its product as uncharacterized. Gene Ontology annotation, biological process: phosphorelay signal transduction system. Lineage: Eukaryota; Fungi; Basidiomycota; Pucciniomycetes; Pucciniales; Pucciniaceae. The coding region runs from base 1 to 255 and encodes 84 amino acids. The transcript is spliced from 3 exons. The record is from RefSeq and is a predicted model, not a curated record.
AUGGAUGAUUUACGCAGCGGCGAUUAUCACAAGCUAGAACAAGAAGCGUUCGAACUCCGAAGCUUGGCGUCCUCAUUGGCAGUUGUGCGUGUGGCACAACUGUGCAGUUUCAUCGAAAACAAGUGCAGAUCUGGCAUCAAUGAAAGAGAUCACAUUGAGAUUGACUCUACAUUGCGAGUAAUGGAACUGGCGAACCAGUUCGCCCAAGAUUGGCUGGUGAAGGAGUUAUAUGCUCGAAGGGAAAGGCGUCGCUGA